AUGCCCAAGUAUAAAACUGACCAUGUCAAGGCGAAGUACUUGAACAAGUGCAUUCCCACUAAGCAGGGCCUCGGCAAAUUCUUCUCAUACACCCGUCUCCUUUUCUCCCUCGAUUACACAAAGACCGAUGUCCUCCUCAUCGUAACUGCUGUCUUCUUUGCCGUUGCGGCAGGCAUCCCCUUUCCACUCCUCGGUAUCGUCUUCGGUGAUCUAAUAAACGACCUAAACACGGCUACCUGCGUCCCAUCCGAAACAUCAAAUGCCGACGUAACAGGCUCAGUACGCACAAAAGUCCUCUACGUGAUCUAUAUUACCAUCGCCAAUUUCUGCUUUAUCUAUAUCCACUGCAGCUGCUGGAGUUUGAUCAGCGAACGCAUCGCCCGGCGAUACCGUCGCCGCUACUUCGAAAGCGUGAUUAGGCAAGAAACGGGCUAUAUCGAGAGUCUACCAGCCGGAGAUGUCGUUUCCAGACUCGUGGGUGAUAUCGAGGUCGUGCAAUCCGGUACCUCGGAGAAAGUCGGUUUGGUCAUUUCUACCGUUUCAUAUUUUGUGGCUUCGUAUGUCGUUGCGUUCAUCAAAGUCCCGCAGAUUGCGGGCAUGUUGAUGUCGGUGGUGCCGUGUUUCUUUGCAAUGACUUAUGUGGGAGGAUAUUAUAUCAAGAAAUAUGGUGGGCGGAUCAGCCAGCGUGCUAAUGCUGCUACGUCUAUUGCCUCUUCGAGCUUGUCGCAUUUGAUGCUGGUGCAUGCUUUCAACGCGCACGAUCGACUAGAAAGGUUGUUUGCGGAUUAUCUCUCCGAAUCUCGGAUAGAUGCUCUUAAGAAGGCUGCAACCCAUGCUUGUCAAUUGGGAUUUCUUUAUUUCGUUGCUUACAGCGCCAAUGCCUUGGCUUUCUGGGAAGGUGCUCGUUUGAUCGCGGACUCGGUGGAAGCUGGCGGGACGGGGGUGUCAGUGGGUGCGGUAUACACGGUCAUCUUCGUCCUGAUUGAUGCUUCGUUCAUUCUCAGUCAAGUCGCGCCAUUCGUUCACGUCUUUGCUUCCGCGGCUGGCGCAGCUGAUAGACUACUCGAGGUCAUUCACCGUGAAUCGAACAUUGAUGGGACAUCCGAUUCUGGUGAUAAGUUUGCACCUUUCAAUUCCGAAGACAUCACUUUCCGAGAUGUGCACUUCACAUACCCGUCUCGCUCGGACGUGCCUGUUCUCAAAGGUGUCGACUUUGCCAUUCCGCCUCGGAAACACACUGCAAUUGUUGGUCCAUCUGGCGGAGGCAAGUCGACCAUUGUGGCCCUUUUGGAGCGUUUCUAUGAUCCCCUGUCUGGAGAAAUCUCCAUUGGAAACCAAAACUUCCGUGAUUUGAACGUGAAGUAUCUGAGAGGGAACAUUGGCUUUGUACAACAAGAGCCAUCAUUGCUGGACCGCUCAAUCCUGGAAAACAUCGCCUAUGGACUCGUCACCUCUGCAGCUGAACACCACCAAUCUUUGGCCCCCUUCAUCUUCGAUUCCACUCUCCCUGACCUAGUCGCCCAACUUCGCACAGGUCUUUCAGAAAAGAAAGCACUUGAAGGUCAUGAUCCUAAAGUGGCCGAGAUCGUGACUUUAGUACGACAGGCUGCCACCAGUUCAAAUGCUUUGAGCUUCAUUGACGCCCUACCACAUGGCCUUGCUACAACCGCAGGCUCAUCUGGCAACAUGCUGAGUGGAGGCCAGAAGCAGCGCAUUGCCCUAGCUAGAGCUCUAGUGCGAGAACCAACAUUGCUCAUCCUCGAUGAGGCGACGGCAGCAUUGGAUUCUACCAGUGAACAAUUAAUCCAAGAGGCACUGGCCAAGGUGUCGGAACGUGUGACUACUGUCUCAAUUGCACACCGUCUCGCCACGGCAAAGGAUGCACACAAAAUUGUAGUCAUCCAGAAAGGCAGAGUGGUUGAAGAAGGACCUCAUGCAGAGCUAGUCGCAAAGGGAGGCUCAUAUGCUGAGAUGGUCCGCCUUCAGAAUCUUGGAAAAUUGAGCAUCGGUACGCUUAAACAGGAUCCUAUCCGCCAAACCAGAGAGACUGCCAUUAUCGAGACAUUGCCAGUGGACAACAAGGAGGCUUUAUUGGAUGUUCUUGGUACCGAUGUCACGGAUGAAACUUUGCCUGCAUACGAGGGUGUUGUCAAAAAGGAGACCAAAAAAGAACGGAAACGACGCGAAAAAGAGCUCAAGGCAAAGAAAAAGUCCAAGCGCUCGGGUUGGUUCACCACAAAAUUCACUUGGUCUCUACUGCGUCCGAACAUGCACUUCAUCCUAAUAGGCUUUGUCAUGUCCGUCAUUAUCGGUGGUAGCUAUUCCGCCGAGGCCGUCAUCUUCGGACAUACGGUUGGCGCAUUGAGCCCCUGUGGUGGAGCAGACGGUAUCCGAUCAGGUGGAAACCUAUACGGAUUACUAUUCUUCAUUAUGGCUCUGAUUGAGCUAGGCGCAAAUGUGAUCAGCGGCUGUGCAUAUGGCUGGGCAGCCGACAAGAUCCUCUACCGGAUCCGAGUCCUCUCACUACGAUCUCUCUUGAACCAGACUAUGACGUGGCAUGGUGAUGACGAUCGCUCUCCGGGAACUCUCAUUACAUACAUCACCGGUGAUGCCACUGCAUUGAGCAGCAUCACUGGAACAACCAUCGGGCUGUUGCUGGCUACUGCCGUCAACUUAGUGGCUGGUAUGGUGAUAUCGUUCGCUAUUGCGUGGAAGAUUGCUAUCGUUCUUCUGCCCACAAUCCCUGUGCUCCUGAUCGCGGGCAUGAUGAAGCUACGCACCCAGGCCCAGUUCGCUGAACGACAUCAGAAGGCUUUUGCGAAAGCGACAGCCAUUACUGUUGAAGCCGUCAGUAACAUACGGGCUGUGUCGGCAUUUUCCCUGGAGAAGCAGUCCUAUGCAGUCUAUGAACGGGCACUCAAAGCCCCGUACCGCGAGACAUUGAAGUCGAUUGCCUUUGGCAAUGUUUUCCUUGCAACGGCGUUCAGCAUUAGCAAUCUUGUCUAUGCCCUAGCCUACUGGUGGGGUACUCGGCAGAUCAUCGCUGGACUCUACUCUCAGACUCAAUUCUUCAUUGUGUUGCCGGCUCUUUUGUUCAGUACCCAGUCUUGCGGACAGAUGUUUGCCCUUGCACCUGAUAUCUCCAAGGCUGGACUAGCAGCAUCGAACAUUGCUGAGCUGCUCACCACCCGAUCCAGCGACGAGGAGCUGAACUUUGAGACGAAGGGCCAGAAGGUCGACGUCAAUCUUCUUGAAGAGAAGAUACCUGACCCUGAAGCAGCACACCCAGAACGGCGUUUGCUCAACUCAACCGAAGCACCUCCAAUGAUGAGCGGUAUCGGUGCCGAGCUCCAAAACGUCCACUUCGAGUAUCCCUCCCGACCAGGCCAGCCCGUCCUCCGUGGUCUGAGCCUAAGAAUUCAGCCCGGUCAAUUUUGCGCCCUCGUCGGCCCCAGCGGCUCUGGUAAAUCAACAACAUUCGCCAUGCUCGAGCGCUUCUACCGUCCAGAGUCCGGUGCAGUAAUAAUCGACGGCGUCAAUAUCACCCGGCAACUAGGCACAGUAUUCCGCGACGACAUUGCGCUCGUCCCACAAGAAAACGUGAUGUUCGAAGGCACUGUCGCAUUCAACAUCGGCCUCGGAGCCCGACCCGGCCACCAACCAACACAAGCCGAAAUCGAAGGAGCAUGCCAGAUGGCCAAUGUCCACGAGGUGAUAAUGGCGUUACCUCAAGGAUACCAAACGCAAUGUAGCCACGACGGAAAACAAUUCUCUGGCGGACAGAGACAACGGCUAUCAAUUGCCCGAGCACUUGUUCGUCGCCCGCGCAUGUUACUUCUCGAUGAAUCGACUAGUGCAUUAGAUGUUGAGUCCGAGAAGAGGAUCCAGGAGGCGCUGGCUACGCUUGCUGGUCGUACGACCAUCGUUGCUAUUGCCCAUCGAUUGAACACUAUUCAUCGGGCUGAUUGCAUUUAUCUUAUUGAAGAUGGGCGUUGUGUUGAGCAGGGGACUCAUGAUGAGCUUGUUCAGGCUAGUGAGUCUUAUCGGACGAAUGUUAUUCAUCAGUCGUUGGAGACUUGA
Messenger RNA from Penicillium canescens, 4080 nucleotides. RefSeq names its product ABC transporter ATP-binding protein. Lineage: Eukaryota; Fungi; Ascomycota; Eurotiomycetes; Eurotiales; Aspergillaceae. Gene Ontology annotation, biological process: transmembrane transport. The record is from RefSeq and is a predicted model, not a curated record. Gene Ontology annotation, cellular component: membrane. Bases 1 to 4080 code for a protein of 1359 amino acids. The transcript has a single exon. Gene Ontology annotation, molecular function: ATP binding; ATP hydrolysis activity; ABC-type transporter activity.